AUGGAUAAAAACCGGAAUCUUCAAUGGAUUUUCCUCAUUUUUGUCAUCAGUCAACACGUUGUCAUCUGCCAGAAAUUGACUGAAAACGAGAAUUUGAUAAGAUUGAGGGAUUGUGGACACCAAUUUCUUCCUCAACCAUCCCAAAAUGGAAGCAAUGUCAGUAUUGGCUAUUCCAACGAGACCGUCCGAAACUCCGUCUGGCUCUCAUGGGUCACUCAACUACCGAACACAAAAGAACUCGAUUUCAAAAAAUCUGCCGCUUUUCCGAUAUCCAAAAGACACAUCUUCACUUCUUCACAAGUAGUUCUGACAGCUGAAAAGAAAUGGGCUUAUGAUGGCGUUCCAUACAAAGGUUGUAAAAAAGAAAUCGGUUAUGUUGAUGUUCCGGAAAACACUUUGAAGAACCUCAAUGUCUCAUCUGGAGGAAGACGUGUUGAAGUGUUAAAAGGUCGAAUAUUUGCAUGUGAUAGAACUGACUUGAAUAGAACGUACCAUCCUCUGUUACUAGAAACUGAGCCACUGACUGUUCCCAAUAUUCCAUGCUUGGCAGAUGAUGAAACUAUCAAAUACAAACAAGAUGCUGAAGUUCAUGCCUAUGGGUUAGAAGGAGAUAUAAUGGCACACCGGAAACUUAGGAUCGAAUUAAAGGACAGAACUGAUAAUACAUGGGUCUGCACGCAACCUCGAUACUUCGCUGAUAAUAGUCGUGGUGGUCCUCUGGUUAUGGAUGUUAGCGGGAAAGCUACAGUAAUCGGAUUGAAAGGAGCUGCAGUUAAUGAUCCGGAUGGAACAAACUAUUUCUACAACAUGGCAGUAUUUCAAGACGAGAUUUGUGAACAUUCUGGAGUCUGUUUUGUGAAGAAUUUCACGGAGGCCCUGGCGAAGAUUUCAACAACAGAAGCACCAGUAACGAAGGCUCCAGAAGACGGAGGGCUCUCACAAAAUACCCCAAAAAGGCCAGGAAACAAUGGAACACCUCAAAGAUCGGGUUCAGAAGACAGUGAAAUACCUCGACGACCGUCUCCAGAUGCCGAUGAAUCAGAAGAACAGAAGAAGCCAACGUAUUCGGAAAUAGAUGAGGAGGAGGACACUGAUAUCCUCCUCGAUAAGGAUUUCAAUAGAGGGACGAGAUUCGGGGAACAUGGACUUUUAUUUGUUUUUCUAUUUGUGGUAUCGAUGAUUUGA
Molecule: messenger RNA, 1185 nt
Organism: Caenorhabditis remanei
Lineage: Eukaryota; Metazoa; Nematoda; Chromadorea; Rhabditida; Rhabditidae
Exons: 6
Coding region: 1-1185 (394 amino acids)
Source: RefSeq, a predicted model, not a curated record